This is a messenger RNA of Gongylonema pulchrum, 462 nucleotides long. NCBI's taxonomy places the organism in Eukaryota, Metazoa, Nematoda, Chromadorea, Rhabditida, Gongylonematidae. The record is from the annotation of a GenBank genome assembly.
ACGAAUGAUUCACUUGGAAGUACGUAUAAUUGGGCUUAUUUUAUACCUCUCAUUGUUCUUGGUUCAUUUUUUAUGCUCAACCUUGUGCUCGGUGUCCUCUCUGGUGAAUUUGCAAAAGAGCGAGAAAGGGUUGAAAACCGCCGUGAAUUUUUGAAAUUACGUAGGCAGCAACAGAUUGAACGGGAAUUAAACGGCUACUUGGAGUGGAUUCUGACUGCUGAAGAAGUGAUUCUAAAAGAGGAUCGAACAACUGAUGAGGAAAAAGCCGCUAUCAUGGAAGCACGGCGACGUGCAGCUGCAAAGAAGCUGAAACAGGCGAAUAAGCAGCAAAGCACGGAGACUGAAGAGGACAUCGAGGAAGAGGAGGAAGAGGAGGAGGAAUACAUGGAUGAAGAGGGCGAAGGUACAAUUCAUUUCACCUCCUCAAUGCACCUAGCAAAUCAAGCUGCUGUUAUCACCUAA